AUGUCUUUUCAAUCUGAUCUAUUGUGUCAAGAAGAUCAGAAUUACCUUUUAGACAAUGUGGACUUAAACUUAUUCUCUGAUCUUCAAUCAAAUGAGGAGACACUAUCAAUGGAUGAAAUACAAGAACAUAAAUUCAAUAUACUUAAAAAUAUCCCCACUAAUGGAGAAUACAAUGGAGCUAAGACUAUUCUGUGCAAUGAAGAGUACAAUGGUCCUUUUGGUUUUGAGGUUGACGUACUACGUCCCAAUGGUUCUAAAAAUUCAUGGGUGUAUUCCUCAUUGUUAAAUAAGGUGUAUAUGGACAUGAAGUGCCCAUUUCCAGUAGACUUUCGAGUUACUACCAGACCACCAUUUCAUUUAUUUAUACGAAUUACUACAACGUACAGUUCGCCACAAUUCGCACAAGAAUGUGUAUACAGAUGUCCUAACCACGAAUUUAAUGGUUCUCCUAAUGAACCCUUGCACAUGAAGCCUCAUGUGAUAAAAUGCAACAACCCAGAUACGGUAUACCUAGGUGACAAAACACAGGGCGAAAGACUUAGCCUAUGCAUACCGUUCGCUUAUCCACAAACUGGUACUGAUAAUGUUAGAGAAAUGUUUGAGUUUCUUUGUAAAAACUCUUGUCCGAGUCCUGGUAUGAACAGAAGAGCCAUAGAAGUUAUUUUCACUCUAGAAGAUGCAAAUGGCGAGACACUUGGACGCAAAGCGUUGAAUGUAAGAGUUUGUUCCUGUCCAAAAAGGGACAAGGAAAAAGAUGAAAAGGACAAUUCUGGCAAGCCACCGCAGGGCAAGAAGCGAAAGAUGGAUAAAACUGGUGGAAAAAGAGUACCUGUAGCCCCUAAUGAUUUACAGGAAACUAUCCUAAAGAUUCCAGUAAUUGGAAAACACAAUAAGGACCAAAUUCUGAAAUAUGUCCAGGAUUUAUAUUCUGGGGAAAUAUUGCGUCAUGAAAACGACGCUGAAGCAGAACAUUAUAAACGAGCAUUCAACAAAAUCACUGCCAUGAUCAAGGAAAGCAGUGAGUAG
Messenger RNA from Psylliodes chrysocephalus, 1026 nucleotides. NCBI's taxonomy places the organism in Eukaryota, Metazoa, Arthropoda, Insecta, Coleoptera, Chrysomelidae. The record is from the annotation of a GenBank genome assembly.